CGCGAAGAGAACGGAGAGAACGGAGAGUGCUGUUUUUGGUUUAGUGUCAUCAACCAGUCUAGUCUAACUUGAUAGUUGAACCAUGGCGGCUACGGACAGCAGAUCCUCCGCAGCGACACGAAAGUCUCGUAGUGGCGACGGGGAGGACCGCUUCCGUCAGUGGCGCAGGAGCCGAGAACGCAAGAGGGCCAGAGCGGCUGGAACAACAGCUGGAGGCAGCAGAGGAACAUCCGAAGAAAAAACGAAGUCUAAUCACGACGAUGAGAAACCAAGUAACCAAGGAUCCACUUCGAAAGAAGAAUCCACGGAAAGACCUUUCAAAAAUGAAGAACCCAAAGAAACAGCCUCCAAAGACCAGGACGAAAUCAAUGCGAAAAAGCCAGCUGCUUCCACCACUUCCACUUCCUCCUUUUCCAUCAAGAAGCGAAAGCAAAAGAAUCGUAGUCCCAACGAAUCCUCCAAAGGCCCAGAAGUCACAAAAGAUACAUCAGAUGUUGUGGACGAUGCCUCUGUUCCUCGCCAGGAAGAUCCAGAGCCAGAGGAAAACAACCACCAUACAGCUACAUGCAUCAACCCACUCGUCGAAGAAAUGGAAAAACAACUGGAAGGAAAAAGCAAUGAAAUUUCGAGUCUCAAACAACAACUAGAAGUAGAACGACAGUACAAAGCCAAAUGGGAACGGGCCGAACAAGAACUGUCAUCACAAAACAAACAAAUUACUAUUCUAGAACAAGCACUCCAAAAGCAAAAGGAAAAACAGACCAAACGCAGCCAUCAGCAGAUUGCAGACAAUAAGACUAUUCACAGCCUCAAUUGUCAAGUCUAUUUUUGGAAACAGAAAUUACAAGCGUACCAUCAGACCAUCCAAACGGCGUCAAUCCCCGUCAUGUUGCAACGACAAGCGCAAAUCAUGCAACUGUCAUUUGACUCCCUUAUCACCAGUGAAACUGAGAUUGAUGAGGCACUGCUGCGAGUCAUCCAAGAACCUUUUCCUGCAUUGACGUAUCUUCCUCCUUCCGGUCUUUUGCCAGUUGAAAACGGACCAUCCACAAACAACCAUGACAACAACAACAUGGACGGCGAAUGUAGCCAGAAUGGAAUUGCCAACCGGCAAACAUCGGCAGACCACGCCAGCAAUUCAAACGCUUCAAUUGAGGGGAUGACGGCGGAGGCGAAUGCUGCUACUACGGACAUCAACAAGCUAGUUGCUGAUGCUCCAGAUAUGCCUGGUGAGGGCAGAUCCACUGCAGCAGAGAAAUGUGACGACAAAGACAAAACUUCUGUGGCUCUGGGAUUAGAGCUAUCCGCAUCCAACGAGAACGACAAUGACGACCGGGAUAGUCCUGCUCAACGUGAAUCAACCAAAGAGAAGUCAGAUCAUGGCGACGAGGAGGAGGAUCAUGGUUCUCAACCAAAGCGCUUGUCGGUUGACGACGUAGAUGGGGAUGUAUCCGCACAUUCCACUGGUCCAGAGGGCACGAAGCAUUCAUGUGGAUCGGAUGAACUCGUUGGCGACAAGGCUGAAGAAGAAUCGACAACUUUGGAGAUGACCGAGGAAGCAACCGCCAGCGCCACGCAAAAGGAGGAGGAAACAGCAAUACACAACGACCAGCCGGAAAGGGACGAGGCCGAAGAAACAAUAUUAUCCAGCCAGGAGACGACGUUGUCACUGACUGUGGCAGUACCGCUUCAUAACAAGUUGCCAUCUGAAGCGGAGCUUGGUACCAGUACUGAACACUUGGAUCGUAGCAGCAAUGAAAAGGAGGAAGCGAAAGCAUCCCAUGAGCAAUCGGAAGCACCACAAGAGCCUGUCGAAGGAAAUAAUAGCAAAGGACGAGAAUCCAGUCCUGUCGUUGAUGCGGAGGUAGCUUUGGCAACAAACGAGCCUGGCGGUCGGCCCAUCAGCGAAGACAACGACAAUGAUUUGGCGGUAUUGGAGAUGGCUAUUUGUGACGGCGACGGCACGAAUGAAGCAACGAGCUUGGGAGAAACGGACAAGCUGGAAAAUGAAAGUACGUCUGCUGAACAGCGGGACGAGUCAAAAACUGAAACUCCAAUCAAUGUCGAAAAGCUGGGAGAGGCUGGACUGCCUGGAGCUGAGAGCGGCAAAAAUGACAACUCCGGAGAGGAUAGUGGUGACACGUCGAAAGAUUGCCAAGGCGAUCUCUUGUGGAGCGAUGAUGACGACGACAAUGCUUCCAAGGCAUCUCGGCGGUCGAGUCAAAGUACACUUGACUCGUGGAGACAAACACGGCAGAAAAAGUCGAAAGAGAAUCAGUGGAUGUCAACCCGAAAGCAAACGAUUCAGCUCGAGAGGAAGCAGAAACAGAUUGAAGACUUUUACCCUCAAGUUCCUGAAAGAGCGAAGAACAAGACAUAUUCAGGUGCCGGGCGGAAAUCAACCAUCGGAUCGAAAAAGAAGGGCAGUGCAGCAAAGAAUGCUGAGCACACUCCUGGAGCCAAGAAACGGAAGACGAUUGUGGAGAGUGAAGAGCAGGUCGAAAAGCGCUCACGCCGUCGCCGGGAACCUAACACUGACUUAUCGGGCGGCAUUGAGAUUGACGACGAGAACGCUGGAUCGUAUGAAACUCCCAUGGUGGUCAAGUACAAGAGCAAACCGCAACAAAUCAGCGAAGAUCCUACAAGCGGUACUGCCUCAAAACCACGCCAGAAGCACGUCAAUCGGGUCUCUCUGUCCGCGACGAAGAGCGUUUGCGCAACCCCUGAUUCGUUUCGAACCCCGCAGAGUACACAAGUUCCUCUCGGUGGUGCGAAUCCAGACGCACCGAAUGGCAAAGAGUCCAACUAUCGAUACAACAAAGCCGUUGAAACGCCUUCUCCGAUUUCGAGCUUUUCGUCACAAGAUGCCGCCUUGGGUGGAAGUCCUGCUGACGAGCUUGAUGAUGCAGCUCUUCUCGUAAAAUCCAAGGAUCGACCCACAGAGAAAGCGAAAACAAACAAGACGCGCAGAAACGGCCGUGCCGACACAGGAAGGCAAGCCAAAGCUGUGCAGUUUGUUGACGAAGAAGAUAGCCUCUUGAAAUAUUCUCAACCCACAGUCCACAACAAUUCACUACCAACGGUCGUCAAUGUUGUUGAUGUGGAGAUGGAAGAGAGCCAAGCACACCAGAACGACGAUACUAGCCAACAUCAUUCUGGAACAACAAAGCACUCGUCCGAAGUGAGCGACAGCCCAAGAAAAGCUGCAUUCGAUGGCGACACUCAGGGAACAGAAACUCAAGUCGAUCCCAAGCUGCUUGGCACCCCUCCGAUGUUCACCAAGAAGCCCAGUAAUCCUGGCAAGACAAGGGACACCAAAGACCCUUGCAUCAAUGAAACUCCAGGCAGCGAGACUCAGGUCGACACGAAGCUCCUGCAUACUGCAGAAAGCAGCUCGGUCAAACUAGAUGCCGGUGACACUCAAGGAAGUGAAACUCAGGUUGAUCCCAUGUAUUUCGGGACUAGUGGACGCAUGGUUGGCUCACAGGCGAUCAAAGCGACAAGUGGAGGAGCAUCCACACUUGCUUUUGCCGACACCCAGGCCAGCGAAACGCAACUUGAUCUCAGAUAUGUCGGCAUCGGGAUUAAGGCUGGUUCUCAACCGAAGAAGAGCUCAAGUGGAAAGGCAAAUGCUGCCGUUGCUGACACUCAGGGCAGCGAAACUCAGUUUGAUCCCAAAUGGGUUGAUGGCAGUAUCGCGAACAUGGCCGCGCCGAAGGAAGUGCCUACGAAAAGAGCUCGCACCAAUGUGCAUCGGGAAACUGUCCCACAAAAGCGGCACAAUGACACGCAAGGUAGUGAAACCCAAUGUGAUCCUGGACUGCUCCUAGAUAGCACACCACAGAAAGCACGGUACGGGUCACAUGAAAACAGCACCGAGGGCGGGAAGCCCAAGAAGAAGAACUCAACAUCACAAGCUACCGAGAAGGCUUUGCAUGCCGCCGCGGUACCCAGCAAGGGCGAAACUACGUCAAAGUUCACCUUGACACGCCGGGUUCCUAGUUUCUCCUCUCGAAAGACCUCAGCGAGUGCUCCCAAGAAAAAGAAAGCACCGACACGAUCAAACCAAAAAGGCUGGAUAUCGACCAGAAAGGAAAAGAAGUCAGAAGAUUCCUUCGAAACAAUGACGACCAAUCUGAGGGCACCGGUUCAGUACCAUGGAAGAGCCAACCGAAGGAUCAUUGACGCAAAACUUCCUGUUCGGUCGAACACCCGAGCGCCCGGCAAGGAAAACGACAAUGAAUGGAUGGAAGACAGCGGCCCGCAGAGUCCACAGAGUCCGAACUAUGCAUACAUUGACCCACGGCGGUCGAGAAAGCAUGUUCAAGCUUGCGACCGUCGCGACUGCCCAGAGUGCAAGGCAUUCUACGAUGUGGUGACGCGUCAGUUUGCUCGCCAGGGCAUGGUUCAUGAUGAUUUCCAAAUGGCCAGACAGGACAGAGUCCAACAUUCUCGACAUACCAAGUGGACAAAGGGCAUUACAGAGCAAAACACUCCGGAUGGGUUUUGGGAGAUGAGUUUCAAAGACUCAUUGGACCGUAAGGCAGAGGAAGCUGCGGCUGUCGGAGCUGCGGCUUUGCAAGACCGCCAAAAUCAGCAAGAUAUUAUGCACUGGUUUUUGGAGCAAGAGGAAGACGAGAAUGAGGAAAUGGAGCGCAUGGCCCUUGCGGAAGCCGCCGCCACUGAAUUGACCCCUGGUGCAUACUUGGUUGAGGAAGAAAAACAAGCUACCAGCACUUCAUCUAAUCAGGAGGAGAACACAGCUGCACCCCAAAUUCCUGAGGGUCAGCAGGUUGAUGAAGAAGCGGAAGAGAAUCCCUACUCACAGACUCAAAUCUAGCUGGCAACGGGAUCAGCGAGGAUUGCAAAGCCAUCACAGUAGUAGCUACUAGUAGAAGGAAACCAAAAUGGAAGGCUCCAUCCAGUUGGCUGUAGUUUGACUUUGGAUCCCUUUAAAAUGGCACAGCUCAAUGAUGUAUGUAGCCCCCCUUUACGUAGAUAGAAAAUGGUGCAUUUGAAAGAUCAACUCCAGG
Molecule: messenger RNA, 5033 nt
Organism: Seminavis robusta
Lineage: Eukaryota; Bacillariophyta; Bacillariophyceae; Naviculales; Naviculaceae
Source: the annotation of a GenBank genome assembly